UGACGCCACAGGCUUCGUCUCAGAAUAGAGCGGGCACCAACGCGCUCCGCCGACGGCACAGGACACGCGUCCUGCCAAGGGGAUUGGACGCUGCCGCAGCAGGACUCAUUGGGCAGUACCCGAGUUCACUUAGUCACUCGUCCUCUUCAAUGUCAUCGUCUCUCUCUCCCAGACGCACCCUUGCGCCUCCCUUCUCCCUCACCCGGGUGGGGUUCCCAGGCUCCUCCCCCGAGUUGACUCGGAGCCUCCGCGCUCCCCCCACCGCCCGGCCUGCGGCUGCCAUGGCAACCGUACGCCGCCGCCACCGCCUCUUCACGCACGUCGGGAACUAACGGACUCCGCGGCGGCGGCGGCGGCUUGUGCCCCACCCCCACCGGGUCCGCAUCACCAACGGCCCGCCGAACUUCGGCACGUAGGUCUCUGGAGGAAGAUGAAUUUGGCUGAGAUUUGUGACAAUGCAAAGAAAGGAAGAGAAUAUGCACUUCUUGGAAACUAUGACUCAUCAAUGGUAUAUUACCAGGGGGUGAUACAGCAGAUUCAAAGACAUUGCCAGUCAGUCAGAGACCCGGCUGUCAAAGGCAAAUGGCAACAGGUUCGGCAGGAAUUACUGGAAGAAUAUGAACAAGUUAAAAGUAUUGUCAGCACUUUGGAAAGUUUUAAAAUUGACAAGCCCCCAGAUUUCCCUGUGUCUUGUCAAGAUGAACCAUUUAGAGAUCCUGCUGUUUGGCCACCCCCUGUACCUGCAGAACACAGAGCUCCACCUCAGAUAAGGCGUCCCAAUCGAGAAGUAAGACCUCUGAGGAAAGAAAUGCCAGGAGUAGGAGCCCGGGGACCUGUAGGCCGAGCACAUCCUAUAUCCAAGAGUGAAAAACCCUCUACAAGUAGAGACAAGGAUUAUAGAGCAAGAGGAAGAGAUGAUAAGGGAAGGAAGAAUAUGCAAGACGGUGCAAGCGAUGGUGAAAUUCCUAAAUUUGAUGGUGCCGGGUAUGAUAAGGAUCUGGUGGAAGCGCUUGAGAGAGACAUUGUAUCCAGGAAUCCCAGCAUUCAUUGGGAUGACAUAGCAGAUCUGGAAGAAGCUAAGAAGUUGCUAAGGGAAGCUGUUGUUCUUCCAAUGUGGAUGCCUGACUUUUUCAAAGGGAUUAGAAGGCCAUGGAAGGGUGUACUGAUGGUUGGACCCCCAGGCACUGGUAAGACUAUGCUAGCUAAAGCUGUUGCCACUGAAUGUGGCACAACAUUCUUCAAUGUUUCCUCUUCUACACUGACAUCUAAAUAUAGAGGUGAAUCUGAGAAGUUAGUCCGUCUGUUGUUUGAAAUGGCUAGAUUUUAUGCGCCCACCACGAUCUUCAUCGAUGAGAUAGAUUCCAUCUGUAGUCGAAGAGGAACCUCUGAUGAACAUGAGGCAAGUCGCAGAGUCAAGUCUGAACUACUCAUUCAGAUGGAUGGAGUUGGAGGAGCAUUAGAGAAUGAUGAUCCUUCCAAAAUGGUUAUGGUAUUGGCUGCUACUAAUUUCCCAUGGGACAUUGAUGAAGCUUUGAGAAGGAGAUUAGAAAAAAGGAUAUAUAUACCUCUCCCAACAGCAAAAGGAAGAACUGAGCUGCUGAAGAUCAAUCUUCGUGAGGUUGAACUGGAUCCUGACAUUCAGCUGGAAGAUAUAGCAGAGAAGAUUGAGGGCUAUUCUGGUGCUGAUAUAACUAAUGUUUGCAGGGAUGCCUCUUUAAUGGCAAUGAGACGGCGAAUCAAUGGCUUAGGUCCGGAAGAGAUCCGUGCACUUUCUAAAGAGGAACUUCAGAUGCCUGUCACCAAAGGAGACUUUGAAUUGGCUCUUAAGAAAAUUGCUAAGUCUGUCUCUGCUGCAGACUUGGAGAAGUAUGAAAAAUGGAUGGUUGAAUUUGGAUCUGCUUGAAUUUCUGUCAGCUCUUCCAUUUCUGGUAUUUUUAUUUAUAAAAUGUGAAGAAAUUCCCUGCAGUUUUUUUUUUUAAAACAGGUUUAGAACUUUUCAUUGGAGAGAUGGUUCCCUUCAAGGCAAAAAACCUAAAACCACAAAGAAUAUAAAUGUAGUUGGGAAAGAAGAAGAGCUUACUUGGGAGCCUGAUAGUCUCCGUCACCUGGCUUUGUGCUGGUGACUCCACGGAGUCACGCGUUAAUAUUGCACACGCAAAGCGGUGUGUCGGGGAGGCCGGAGAGUGGUCAGUAUGCUCUCGUAGAAACUUGUUUACUAAAGGGUUAGAAGGACCUCUCUUUCUCACUUGCAUUUGUUGUUUUUUUUUUGUUUUUUUUCUGUUCUUUGCUGUGAGCAUGAGGGACCCAUGUAUGUUGACUUUUAACAUCAGACCUGGGUUUGUGUCAAAUUCAUUAUUGUUAAAAAUGAUAGUUUUGAAUUAAAUAAUGAAUUUGUUAGUUAAACCUUUAGAAUUCAACUCUUAGUGUCACAGUCUAUCAUACAGUUGAAUUUUUACCCUCUGUUCCACCACCAUUUCUUCUGUUAGCUCUCUAAUCGUUUAUUCACCUUUAUGAUCGCCUCAUGCCUUGUGGUCUUUGAAGUGUUUUGUGAGGUUGCUUCUCUGGUCUUCAGUAUUUUUUGCUGGUACUUAUAUUGGAAGGGUGGGAAGAGUAUUAUGAUUGCAUAAGAAGCACUUCUUCAUUCUUGAAUUCUGGGUUUGUUUUCACUUUUCUUUGAAUACAUUCAAAUAGAUAAGCCCUUUAUUUUCCUCAGCUCUAAUGAUGUUUGAUUUUUGCUGAACUUGACUUUCAUAUUCUAAAUUAAAUACUUCGGUAUUCUAAGGAAGUCCACUCUCUUGUGGCUAAUGCAAAACAAACAAAACAAAACCUUUAUAGUUUUCCAGACAGCUAGGUUAACAAAAUAGCAUUGUACAUAAUGAGUGAUGUUCAUUUGAAAAUUUUAAAAUUAUUCCUUCUCUAGGUUGAGAACUUGUACACUGCAGUAUAAUUAGGGAUAGAAGUCUGACAUGCACAUUGAGUUCAGCAGGAAUUAGACAAUAAAAAGAGGCCAGAAAAAGUAGAUGGUGUGUAUCUAAUCACAAGUAGAAUAUGCUGGUGUUCGUUUUGUUUAAAUUACAUUUAUCCCAGUUGGGUCGAGCAACCUUUGCUUUAAUGGUUUUGCUUUUCAAAAUUUGUAUUUGAUGCUGUCUUGAAUUCUCAGUUUUGGAGAACACCCAGUGGUUUAAAACUAAAAAUAAUAGAACUUUUUAGACACUUAACAAAAACCUCUUAGUAUCUUGCUUUACGAGAUUUUUUUUCCUAUUAAGAAUUAUAUAAUUUUCAGAUAAUUUAAGUCUGAUUCUAAACUCCAGUAUUUUAUGUAAUGCUAUAAAUUACCCCCCUUUCCUCUGAGGCAUCAUUUAUAAGAGUUAAACUUAUAAGACAUCAUGAUUUUAUUUUAAUUGAAUGAGUUCAUUUAAAAAUUGAAGUAACUUUUCUUUUAUUCAUUAACUUUUUAAAUAAAGAAAUAAAUGAUCACACUAAGAUAAUCUUGCAAACUGUUGCCACCCAGUAACCUAUUUUUUUCCCCGAAGUCUUAGGGGCAGCCGUUAAAACGUGUGUUUUGAUUGCUAAAACUUGUUAGACUGUUUUUCUAGGUUUUGUGUUGUGUUGGCAUGUAUUUCUACUUCUUUUUAAAAUUGUUCAUGGGUAAUAAUAUGGUAAUUGGGAUUUUUAAAAAUUAUCAGUCAAGUAGUAUUUGGACACUCAAGCUUCCUAGGAGCUUAUCUUGGCUAAGAUGGUGAAUUGGGUGUGCUUUUUUAAUUUUUUAUUUCCCUCAUUUCUCAUUUUGCUUUGUCAGUGGAUGGCGACUGCUUUGUAUUUCUUAACCCCCUUAAAGGAUCCUGGGGAGAUUGCUCAGGUGUUCUCUCCAGCCUUUACUGUACAUCGUAUGUACACUGUCUUUAUCGCAAGACAAUGUGUUGCCUUACCCAGAAUGAGAAAAUUGUUGUGUUUUGCAUUAUCAGAUUAGAAAGAUUUGGUUCCUUUACUUCACCUGAAAACAUGAGUAUUUUGGGCUCUGCAACACAAUGAGAUUAGGACUGAGUGUUGUACAAUUCUGUCUUGCAAAUAUCUGAUGAGACGUUUCCUUCUUUUAGCGGACUCGUGUUGGUGGUUUACCGUGUACAAGACCCUCAGGUGGGAGCUCUGUGGCUUACAGAGUUGGACCAGGCUGUGCAGUUCUGACUGGGCACUUUCUAUAAUUACACUGUGUGGCUUCUGGCUCCAACUAAUGAAAUGAGUUCAGAUCUUAAAAGGAGAGGCACAGUAAUCUGUGUGUGCUUUGGAAAGAUAAUAUAUACAGGUUUUCCUCUUUUUCUCCUUUAAAUCUCUUUAAAAAGAAGUUUGUUUGAGCAAGUAAUUGUUAUAGAUCUGGCGAUUUUCACGAACCAUUUCCCAAAGUUCAUAUUUAUUGUAAACAUGUACACAUGUAAUUAUGGUACAUCAUCAUUAUAAACGUAUGCAUGUUACAUGAUUAUGGUAAACAUUUUGCUCUUAUAAUCACUUUAUUUUUUUUAACGGAACUUAGUGUUGAUGAAAUGUCCCGGACAAAUGGCUUUUAAAUGUAGGCUGAAACCUCCUACAAAUCCAAGCAGGAAAACAGACGAUGGCAUCACAGACUUUCAUCUUCUAGUCAGUAGCAGUGUAGACAUUCUAGCAUGAUCAAAACACACUUUAGGCUCGGACUGCUAUCUCCAGAAAAAGCAAGACAGCUUGGAAGAGGAAAUGUGUUGUGGUCUAGCUGCAUAAUUAGGGGCUUCAGUUGAGCUCCUGAGAUUGCAGUUUUUAUGCUGUGAUAUUUGACUGUCAAAGUAUAGGCUGAAACCACUAAUUACUCAAAAAGUGAGCAAGCAAAUAUCUGGUGACUCUGCUAUGAAGAAUCAUACAGGUACUUCAAGAAAAAAAUGUGUGUAUACAGCCCCAAGGUACAAUAUAAUUGUCCCCCUUUCACUUGGCUAGGUGUAGCCUGACUCUGUUGAACAUGAAAUUAUUGAUAGUCUUUAGGGUUUGCACAGCUUGAGUUUGUGUGAGCUCCUGCGUUGGAAGGUUUUUGUACUAUAUGCUGUUGAAUCUAUGAUGAGAAUUGUAAAAUGGUAGCCAGUUGGCGUAGUUUUGUUUCGCUCUCCUCCACCCUAACUGGAGAUAAAGUGAAGGAUUUAGGCAGGUAUUUCAGUUGUGUGGGCUUUGGCUCCUUCAGUAUUAUCUUGAUUAUUGAGUCCUUUUUGUGUAGUAGUAGAUCCCCACUCUUUCUUUAAUCUUAGUGAGAAAUCACCUUAGCCUGUGUCCUGUGUGAUAGGCAUAGAAUGUUAAGGGUAUUUGCUGGCCUGUUCCAAGAAAGGGCCACAUUAACUUGAAUGAAGCAUUUUUUUAAACAUUUUUUUGUGUCUUUUGUUCCUUAACUGUUUCGAUUGUAUAUAUUUUUUUUACGUAUCACUUAAUCUGUGGUGCACAUAAUAUUUAUGUGAAUCUAAAAAUCUGUCACAAUAGAGAAUAGGAAUUACAGUUGGAGGGCUUGUUAGGGAAUAAAAACAUUUGAACCGCAAAUGUUAUAGUCUCAUCUCCACUAAUUAUUUUUGCAGAAAAAGCUAAAAACUCAGUUAUAAUUACUAUAUUUACUUAUUUAUACUUUCAGGUUGGGCUUUUCUUAUUUAUUUAAUUUUUAAAGGACGUUUGCUUUUAAUAUUGUUUCUUGAUGCAGAAACUGUAAAGUACUUUAAAAAUAAAACUCCUAAGAUAAUAGAUACAUUUUUAAACACUCACAAAUUAACAGUAAUUCUUGAAAUGUUUACUAGGUUUUUUGGCUCCAGACCACUCUUUAACUCAGUGGUAUUUCUAAAUUUCUAAGUGACUUGUUAAUAAAAAAAAAAGGAAAACUAAUAAGGUAAUGUCAUUUAUUCUUUUUAUUUUACCAUUCUCAUAUCUUCACGUAUGUCUAUAAAUAACCAGGAUGCUGCUUCGUCACCGGCAGUGUGUAGGAUUUAUACAUUUGGAAGUUUGGCACAACAAAUAGGGAAUUAGAGUAGAGGUUUUCUUCCUGUAAAAGGGCUCCCACUUGAUUUUGUGAUCAUAAAAGAUGCUUUCGUUUUACAACCUCUGAAAUGACUAAAUAUUGCCCUUUGGAAAACCUGAAUCUUUGCACUUGUUUUUUCCAGAGUCUACCUCAGUUAACCAGGCAUAGUUUUAGGAAGAACUGAACUGAAACCACAUUUAAAUUCUGUUCAUCAUCUAUGCUGAUUUGUUUAAGUACUUCCUUCUCUCUCCUCUUGCCCUCCCCCCCACUACCUUUUUUUUUUUUUAAUCUUGAAAUUUUUAUUUAAAAUAUUUGCCUUUGCAAAACCAUCUGUUCCAAAUUAAGCUUCUAUGAAAUGCCUGGACGAUUCUUUCUCUUUUUGGUGUGGCUUCAUUAUUUGAAUGUGUUUCGUUUCAAGGAGCAGUUUCAAACACUUCUUUUCUCAUAGCUUCAUAAAUGCAAACUAAUAUGAUAACAGUAAAAAUCUUGGAAUCUAACUGUUCCUGUGUCCAUUCUCUAAGAACCCACGUAUUGUAUGAAAACACACAGAAAUGAGCACAUGUCUAUUCAUGUGUUGGUACGGCAACAGGGAAUCGCCUUCAGUUACCAUUUGUCCGGUUUCCAACGGAUCAUUACAUGUUAAGAUGGUUUGUGUAUGGUUAAAAUUUUUGUUUCAGUGUUUGUCUCUCAAUAUUUUGAACCUAAUUCAAAGAAAAAGACAUUUCUAAAUUGUAUUUCUUAAACAUACUUUUCCUUAUAUUUUGUGCUGCUACUUUGCUAGUCUCAUGAGCUCAGAUGUCUUUGUGCAUAGGUUAUGAUUUGGUAAUAAAUAUCUAGAGUAUUGCUUGUUGGUGUUUUCUUUGUGGUUCCUAUUUAAUCUACUGUCACUGGUCCACUUACUGCCACCAGCGAGAGUAACAAACCCCUCACUAGUAGGGAAUGACUUUUCAGAGUUUCUGUUCUUAAAAAAUCACAUAUUGUAAACCUGAGCUCUUGUGUUUGCUGUGCAUUAUACUGAUAAUUUCAAGUUUGAUGCAGGUAAGAUAAGAGUGGCUUUUUAAUUAAUUCUAACGGGUUUAAUAAAUAUACUUGCCUUACUCGUGUAACGCCAUUGCAAGAUGAAUGUUCCAUAUGGUGAAUUUUCCAGAUGACAGUAUCUUAUUUUACCAAUCCCCCAAAACUAUUUUUUUAAUUCAUAGACUUUAUUUUUUUGAACAGUUUAGAUUUACAGAAAAAUUCAACAGUGAGGACCAUUCUUCUUGCCUCCUCUUCUCCCCUCCACAGCGCUUCAAGCCCUUUUUAUUAAUAUCUUGCUUUAGUGUAGUACACUUGUGAUACUUGAAUCACUAUUGGUACAUUAUUACGUUAUUACAAAGUACAUAGUUUACAUUCAGGCUCACUCUGUGUCGUACAGUUCAGUGGGUUUUGAUAAAAGUAUAGUGUCGUAGAUCUACCAUUACAGGAUCAUACAGAGUAGUUCCAGUGCCCUAAAAAUCCUCCUGGCUCUGCUGUUCAUCUUUCCCCCUCCCCCGAACCCCGCAAGUGGUGAUUUUUUUUUUUUUUACACUGUAGUUUGCUGUUUCCAGAAUGUUAUAUAAUUGGAAGCCUACAGUUGCUUAACAGUUUGCACUUAAGGUUCCUGUAUGUCUUUUUGAGGCUUAAUAGUUCAUUUCUUUUUGUCUGUUACAUGGAUGUUCAAGUCUGUUUGAAGGACAUCUUGGUUGCUUACAAGUUUUAGAGAUUGCUAUACACUGCUGUAAAUGUUCAUGUGCAGUUGUUUGUGUGGACCUAAGUUUUCCCUUCAUUUGAGUAAAUAUCUAGGAGUGUGAUUGCUGGAAUAUAUGGCAAGAGUGUGUUUCAUUUUGUAAGAAACUGCCAAACCGUGUUCCACAGUAGCUGUACCAUUUUGCAUUCCCAUCAGCAAUGAAUGAGUGUUCCUGUUGCCCCACAUCCGCUCCAGCAUUUGGUGGUGUCAGCGUUCUGAUUUUGCCACUCUAAUAAGUGUAUACUGGUAUAACAUGGCUGUUUUAAUUUCCAGUUCUGUAAUGACACGUUGAGCAUCUUUUCAUAUGCUCAUCUAUUUUUAGUUGGCUUUUAUUGAAACUUUGCUAGAAUGUAUCAUACUUGUUCUCUGACUUUGUAAAGUAGAGAACUUGAGCUUAACCUUUUCUUUGUGAUUGAGAGUUAUCCUUAAGAUACGCUACCCUCAG
Molecule: messenger RNA, 8220 nt
Organism: Ailuropoda melanoleuca (giant panda)
Lineage: Eukaryota; Metazoa; Chordata; Mammalia; Carnivora; Ursidae
Gene: KATNAL1
Product: katanin catalytic subunit A1 like 1
Exons: 11
Coding region: 431-1903 (490 amino acids)
Biological process (GO): microtubule severing
Cellular component (GO): microtubule; microtubule cytoskeleton
Molecular function (GO): ATP binding; microtubule binding; microtubule severing ATPase activity
Source: RefSeq, a predicted model, not a curated record